Messenger RNA from Cynara cardunculus var. scolymus (artichoke), 2437 nucleotides. Its product is annotated as ferric reduction oxidase 2-like. Gene Ontology annotation, cellular component: plasma membrane. The coding region runs from base 1 to 2055 and encodes 684 amino acids. Gene Ontology annotation, molecular function: oxidoreductase activity. Lineage: Eukaryota; Viridiplantae; Streptophyta; Magnoliopsida; Asterales; Asteraceae. The transcript is spliced from 10 exons. The record is from RefSeq and is a predicted model, not a curated record.
AUGAAUGAUCCAAACGAGAUCAUGGGAAUGUGGAUUGUGGGGUAUGAUUCAAUCAGCAAUAAGGGUGGUGGUAAUGGGGAUUUUCUUGGGGUACAUGAGCAUAUGGGUGAUGAUGCCUACAAGCACAUAUUGGCUACAUUGGUUGCCCCAUAUCCAUUCCGCCACUCGUUCAACCUAUUUCGGCCAACAACAAGGAGGGAAUAUUCUAAUUUACACAACCCCAGUCGUCCUUAUUGCAACUUUGGCAUGUACAUACCUUCACCUGGAAAACAAGUCUGCCCACCAUCCAAACAAUCAAAGAGUCUCUUUUUUCAAUCGCACACUUUUCAUGGAGACAAACGUUCUACUCAUUGGGGUAAAGCUUACAUACACGCCAUGUUUGCCACCAUCACGACCCAAUCUGCAUCCAGGAUGGGAGAAAAAGUGUGGGAAGUGAAGUUAGACAGUGUAGGUCUAAUGCUGGGACUUGCUGGUAACAUAUGCCUAGCUCUUUUGUUCUUUCCAGUGACCAGAGGGUCAUCAGUGCUUAGGCUCAUUGGUCUUACAUCGGAAUGUAGCAUCAAGUAUCACAUAUGGCUCGGACAUACUACUAUGGUUUUCUUCACUGCUCAUGAUCACUUAUGUCUAAUACAGAUGGUGAAAUGGGAGAAAAUUGGCAUAUCAAAUGUAGCAGGAGAAGUAGCUUUGCUUACAGGAAUUGCAAUUUGGUCGACGACCAUACCUCGUAUUAGGAGAAGCAUCUUUGAGCUCUUUUUCUACACGCAUCAUCUCUACAUUCUCUUUGUGGUAUUCUUUAUACUACAUGCUGGAUUUUCUUAUUGUUGGAUCACGCUUCCUGGCUUUUACCUCUUUCUCAUAGAUCGCCUCCUACGAUUCCUGCAAUCCCAGCAAAAAGUUCGCUUAGUUUCAGCACGAGUAUUACCAUGCCAAGCUGUUGAAUUGAAUUUCGCCAAAACCCCAGGGCUACAUUACAACUCAAUGAGCUCAAUCUUCAUAAACAUACCUAGUAUAUCAAAACUCCAAUGGCAUCCAUUUUCGAUAACCUCCAGCAGCAAUUUGGAUCUUGAGAAGCUAAGCGUCGUUGUCAAAAGCGAAGGAACAUGGUCACAGAAGCUGUAUGAAGAACUCUCCUUGCCUUCACCGAUCGACCAUCUUCAAGUCUCUGUCGAAGGACCUUAUGGACCUGCAUCAACCAAUUUUCAUCAGUAUGACAACCUCGUGAUGUUCAGUGGCGGAAGUGGAAUCACUCCAUUUAUCUCCAUCAUCCGUGAGCUUCUAUACAUAGCUAACGAAUCCAGCAAUUCACCACAGGUUCUUCUUAUACCAGCCUUCAAGAAAUCAGCAGAUCUUGCAAUGCUAGACCUUCUCCUUCCUCUAUCAGGCACCAGCCAUGAUCUAUCUCGCUUGCAGUUACAAAUCCAAGCAUACAUAACACAAGAGAGAGGGCACACAACAGAAGAACAGCAGUUUUACCGAACCAUAUGGUUCAAGCCCAGUGCUCUUGAUGCACCAAUUUCUGCAAUUUUAGGCAGAAACUGCUGGCUUUGGCUGGGAGUGAUAAUUGUCUGCUCUUCUGUCAUUUUCCUUGCACUCAUCGCUCUUCUUACACAAUUCUAUAUAUAUCCCAUUGAUCACGAUACAAACAUGAUAUAUUCAUAUUCUGUAAGGUCAGCAUUUAAUAUGGUAUUGAUAUCCAUGUCUAUAGCUACAACUGCAACCAUAGCUUUUCUGUGGAACAAGAAAAGAAAUUCUACAGAAAUGAGGCAGAUUCAAAUGACAGAUGCACCAACGCCAACGACAUCUCCAGGGAUGAGUUCUUGGUCCUAUAAUACAGAUAGAGAGUUGGAAAGUCUCCCUAGUAAAACUUUCAUUGGUUCUACCAAAGUUAACUAUGGAGAGAGACCAGAUUUCAAGAAAAUACUAAUGGAAACUGAAGGAUCCAGCAUCGGAGUUCUAGUUAGUGGUCCAAAGAAGAUGAGGCAAGAUGUAGCAGCAAUCUGCUCAUCUGGGUUGUCAAAAAGUUUCCAGUUUGAAUCUAUCAGCUUCAGCUGGUGAGCCAAAUAGAUAAUUUAAGCUCAAAUCAUAUAUGAUGUGAUGGUUCUCCAAAAUGUACAUUCUAUCUAGAUGGAUGUCAUUCUGUGUAUUUUAAAAAGAUUUUAGAGUACAAUGAAACAUGCCUCUUUUUCCCGGUGUAAGCAGUUUCUUACCAAUUCACCAUCAAGCGUGCAGAAAAGCACGACAGCCCAUAACUCCAGCCCAGAAGCUGGUAGACGUAUCUCAGACCCCUCAUGAUCCUAAGCCAAAUAGAUAUUAUGUUUGCAGAAACUGAAGUUUGCAAAAAUUUGGGGCAAGGAGGAAUAAUAAAUAAAAGGGAUACCAGCAAUCUAGUAUACAGAUGCUUUGAUAUUAACAACUGAAUGAAAACAAGAUGGUAAGG